AAAGUUGAAUGCGGAAAGACGUGUGUUUGGUGUGCUCGUAAAAAUUAAUGAAUUAUAUUAAUAAAUAGAAGAAAGUUGAAUGAUUCAAUGUCAAUAAGAAAAGAAAAGAUGUGAAAAUAGUAAGAAAAUGUCAUGUUAAAUAAAUUAAAUUAAUACAAAGCAAAUUUAGAAAAGGAAUAAGGAAGAAUGUGAAGUGUUUGUGAAAGAAUCAUCAAAUGUGCAUUGCGAGAUAUUUUUAAUUGUAUCAAGAAGUAGAGGAAAAGUGAAAAAUAAAAAUAUUUAAAGUGUACAAAAAUGAAGUUGAAUGUGCUGACUUUUACGAUAUUAUUCGCGUUUAUAAGCGAAUCAUAUUCAGAAACGACUAGACAAUCGAACACUAAGAAAGUGAUAAUUACGAAAUGUUGCAGAAUAGGUGAUUUAUUAAAUAUUGAGGGAGUUUGUGAGCCUGCAUUGGGAAGUUUGAUUUGGGCACCAAAAGUCUUUUUGCCAAAGAAAAGGACGUUCUAUGAAAAGCCUGGUUUACUUCCUUCAUUUUUUAACGUUAAGGAAGAAGUUCGACCGAAUUGUAAUGCACCAGAAUUCUUUAAGAGCACUGAUGUCUACAUCGUCGGCAAUGGAUCAAUUUAUCUAAAGAACAAACAUAUCACAAUUGAGAAUUUCGAGAGCUUUUGUGUCGAUCAAGAUUUUAGUUUAGUAUGCCGCAACGAUCAAGAAUUAGUGCCUGAUAAUAUGACGACGACAGUAAAGUUAACAAAAUGUUGCGGACCGAACGAAAUAUAUGCGUCGAGUUCGUGUAUUGGAGCAAACAACAAAAGUGGUGAUCCGUUAUUCAAUCCCAAUGACGACGGACUUAAAAUGAAAAUUGAUUUCGACUACAAGUUUCCAGACUGCGAUGGUUCUAAUGAGUUUGCUAUUGCUGGCCCAUUUUUGAGUUCUAAUUUCGAUAUGAGUUCAGGUCAUGUGAAAACGGAAUCCGGAAAAAUAUUCCAACGAGAACAAUACUGCCUAGAUCAUGUCAUCGCUAAUGAUAAUAAUUAUGAAGGUGUUAAAAUUUUUACAUGCUCCGAACAUUACAGUACAAUUCCACCUAAUUUGAAUCAUCAUCAAGACGAUACGCGCUUUGCUAUUUACUCAAUUGGCCUGCUUAUAUCCGUUUUGUUUCUGAUUGCAACACUCGCCGUGGGAUUUUUACUUUUAUCGAAUCAUCAUAUGCUUCACUGGCGAUGUCAGACGAAUUACGUGAUUUGUUUGUUGAUCGGUGACUUAUUAUUGGCCAUAACACAAAUAUCCGGAACGAGUCUUCAUGGACCUUCUUGCGUAAUUAUUGCUCAUUUAAUGCAUUUCUUCUUCCUAGCCACAUUCUUUUGGCUUAACACUAUGUGUUUCAACAUUUGGUGGACGUUUCGAGAUUUUAGACCAACAUCGAUGGAAAAAUCGCAAGAAUCACUCCGAUUACGCAUAUAUGAGGUAUAUGCAUGGGGUAUGCCAAUUAUUAUAACAACAGUCGCAGCAGUUUUGGACAAUUUACCUGAGAGUCCCACUGAAGCUUUUCUUCGACCGCGUUUUGGUGAAAAUAAAUGCUGGUUUUAUGGUGACAUGGAAAUAUUUGCGUACUUUUUCGGACCGAUUGGAAUUUUAUUAUGCAUAAACAUUCUGCUUUUCCUCUCGACCGCACGACAAUUGACUUGUGGAUUAUGGAAGCAACAAGAUGUAAAGUCAACGACGGAACGUAUCCGUUACAGAGCCGCUUUGGGACGUGUCUGCAUGAAGCUCGUAAUUGUUAUGGGAGUGACAUGGAUAAUUGAUGUGAUUAGUUGGGCAGUCGGCGGACAGUACUAUAUUUGGUAUGUUACUGACGUCAUAAAUGCACUUCAGGGACUCUUCAUCUUUUUGGUUGUCGGACUUCAGCCACAGGUGUGGUCCGCACUUAAAAGAUUUUGGAGCUCUCGAUCGGGCGAUCACCGAGUAACAGGUACAACGAAUGGUCCACAACAUUCGAUAUCGUCACACGGAAUGCCAUCCUUAGAUGCCAGUGUAACAAAUCAAACUACAAAUUCCAAAGUUGAAACAAUGUGCUAAUCGUACACACUGAGAUUGAUUGGUGCCUGAAUAUUUAUGUAACUUUUUAUACUACAUAAACUUUAAAACUCUUUUUACAUGCCGUCAAUGACCAAAAAACAAAACAAAGGAGAUAACAAAUGGAAAAGUAUCACAGCAAUUUUAUUAAUUGAAGUGAUUCUUAAUAGGAGAAACAAAUUUGUAUACAAAAGCAAGCAUACACAAAAGUAUAAUAAAAGAUACCAGCGACGACAACAUACGUAAAAUUGGAUGUGACGACGACCUAAAUCCAUAAAUACAUAUUAAUUUAUUGCACACAAAUGUUUGCAUGUACUGUGCGGUUACUUAAGUGCAUUUUUAAGUAUUAAAAUAUCUAUUAACUUUCUCAUAUCAUUCAUUCGCUAAUGCUACACAUAACAAGCGCAUCAAUCAAUCAUUAUUUUACUUGUUCAAAUUAGUUUUUUCAAUUUAUAUGUUGUGAUAAUUCGUAAAGUUUAUUAUCUUUCUGCUUCAUCUUUUCACCAUCAUUUAUUGACAAAUAAGUAAUGUUUAAGUUUCGUAUUGAUGCAUAUAUGUAUGUAAUCUAGUAGUUUUUAAGUUUAAGGAAUAAAAUACAAGUAUGUAGGCUUAACAAGUAGGAAAACAAAUGAAUAAUGUUAUCAAACCUUUUUUCUAUGCCAAAAUAAUAAUCCAAUCCUGCCAACAAUGUUUAUUAGCUGAUAGGGAUAAUGAGGGCACAGUUCAUUUAUGACGUCAAUUUGGGGGGUUUUAAUAAGUAAUGAUUUAUGUCUUAUUGUGGGGGGAGGGGGGGGGGGGGGUUCAAAAUUCUCAAUUUUUUAUGGAUGUUAUAAGUGAACGACCCCAAAAUAAAUAAAACAAUGUAAAUUUUUUGUAUUCGAGUCUUUUGUAUCUCCUAAAAUGAGCAAAAAUGUGCUGUGGAAAGUUCGAAAGGCAGAGUCAAUGAGUUUUGCUUGUUUUGUGAGUGUGCGAAGUGAAUUUUUAAGCAACAUAUAAAUUUUUGUAUCUUGGAGUCAUUUGUUGGUGAUGUUUGAUAUUUAUGGAGUACUAGGAUUGUUGAAGGUUGUCAAAUAAAUCUCUAAUCAGUGAUAAAACGAAAAAAUAAGUCAGAGUCGAUUAAAAGUUUAAUUUGGCAUCCUGACAAGCCUUAAAUCAAUCCAUAAUAGCUUAAUGAUCAAAGCAUGUGAACAAAAUAUCCAAAAUCUGAAACUUUGAUACACGUCACAUGUAACUGACCUCUGAAAAUAAUCACCAAAAUUACUCAAUAGCUUUUUAAAAGAAUUGGCAUAAAUUCAACGACCUUUAAAAUAUUUGAAAAUUAUGUUAAUUUAUGUGUAGAUCACAAAGAUCAAACAAAUUAUGCCUGAUGAGCUUUAGAGCUACCAGUUUGACAAGCCUUUUGAACUCGACCAUCGCUCAGACAAAACCAAUAAUAACACUUUUGAUGAUACUUAAAGAAAUUUAUUACAUUUUUAAAGAAAAAAUAAAAUUUUUAUACAAAAAAAAACUUUUUUGGGAAUUUUUAUAAGAUUGAGAAUAAAGGAAGGAGAAAGACUCAAAGAGAAAGUACUGCUAGCACAAAAAAGUAUAUAAACAUUUUUUUAAUGAUAGUAAGCAGCUAAAUUGACUGAAAUACCAAAACAAUAAAACGAAUUAAGAUGCUAAAAAAUUAAAAAUGAG
Messenger RNA from Chironomus riparius, 3756 nucleotides. NCBI's taxonomy places the organism in Eukaryota, Metazoa, Arthropoda, Insecta, Diptera, Chironomidae. The record is from the annotation of a GenBank genome assembly.